Molecule: messenger RNA, 455 nt
Organism: Canariomyces notabilis
Lineage: Eukaryota; Fungi; Ascomycota; Sordariomycetes; Sordariales; Chaetomiaceae
Exons: 1
Coding region: 41-337 (98 amino acids)
Source: RefSeq, a predicted model, not a curated record
GUAACAUUACUGUACUCUUUACAGUAUUUACAUGUGACGUAUGUAUGUACAUACAAAGAUUGUAUUACGCUGCGGGGGGCUUUGCAUCAGCGGAGGUGAAAGACAGCCAGUCCAGGUGAUCGGGCAUUGUAUUCGCACAGUGCCCUGCAUCGAGCAUUGGGUGUCAUUCACCAGUAACAAACGCGAGUACAGUACAUACCAAACACCUCCAACGACCCAUCACCAGUCAGAAGCACUGAUAGCUUCCACAUCCCUCUCAACCCACAAUGGUUCUGUUCGAUGCUCCAGUCCACCAACUUGGUCAACAUUUCCAUCGGCCCUCUGCUGCCUACCGUGACUCAUUUCAGAGGUCAAAGCGAAACUGACCGCCAUCUCUGCACCCCACAUCUCUCGGACACUGUAAAUACAUGCAGUACCGGGGCUUGCUACUAGUGCCCGCUGCUGCCUUGGAUACC